Molecule: messenger RNA, 846 nt
Organism: Meloidogyne enterolobii
Lineage: Eukaryota; Metazoa; Nematoda; Chromadorea; Rhabditida; Meloidogynidae
Source: the annotation of a GenBank genome assembly
GUCAUUGGAUUACUUUUUUCUCUCAUUCGCCGAAUUCUCUGCAUUUUUACUUCAUUAAUUUUAUUCACUGGAUAUUUAUUACUUGGGUGUACUCCUUGCCUUUAUUUUUACUUUUGCCGUGCUAACAGUCUUUCUAAACGUGACAAUUUGGCUAAAUCACUUGUUAGGCGUUGCACCUUUGCCUUCCAUUAUUUUGUUUUGUUGACGUCUUUAUUUUUUAGUAUUGGGCUGAUCUUCACAAAUUUAAUUUUAUUAUCCUCUGUUCAUUUAUUUGGUCCAAAUAAUUGGCCUCCAGAAAUUAGUAGGGUAAGCUUUUAUUAAAAAUCCCAUAUUUUUCUUCAGCUUUGCCUUUCAAUCGACCAAAAUCGUCAGUUAAUCCACCCUAUUUUAUUGCCUGAACAAACUUCACUUUCAUUGCCUCUUUCAUCAACAUUAAAUAAUAAAUUGCCGUCACAAUGUAAAUCUUUAUGGGAUUAUCCCCAUCCUUUACCUUUAACUUCAAAAUGGACACUGGGAAUGGCUAGAAGGAUUCCUGGUCAGUGGCAAGCUCGAAUACCUUUGAAAGUUGAUGGAAGCCUUAUGCUUGCUGUCAGUACCCACUUCAUUUCCAACUACACUCAACAACGCUCUCCCCAACAUUAUGUUUUUUAUGAUUACGCUCUCCUUAAAUUCGGUUCAAACUCGACAAAACCUAUUGAAUGCAACCGACAAAAAUAUUCUGGAUGGUUGUUUGCUAGCAGUAAAUCUGUUCAAUUAGGCUUCCCCUAUUUUUUGGCCUGUUCUCCCAGUAUUUAUUUUAGAAAGGCGGCUUUAAUUGACUGUAAUGCUUUGACUAGAAGAUUAUAA